Messenger RNA from Diceros bicornis minor, 6642 nucleotides. It is a transcript of the gene CEP295NL, whose product is annotated as CEP295 N-terminal like. Lineage: Eukaryota; Metazoa; Chordata; Mammalia; Perissodactyla; Rhinocerotidae. Gene Ontology annotation, biological process: regulation of centriole replication. The record is from RefSeq and is a predicted model, not a curated record. Gene Ontology annotation, cellular component: centrosome; cytosol; centriole.
GCAUCGCAUCCCUGGGAGCUCCUUAGACAUCAGCGUCUCGGGCCUAACCCAGACCUGCUGCAUCAGGACCCGACUUUCAGCAAGAUUCAGGAAGCAGUGUGCUAGAUCUUGCCUUUCAAUGUUCAAGCAAAAAACUUGAAUGGAAAGGGGGAGGGUAGUCCAUUUGAUGAACUUAGGUAAAUACACACAGAACACGUGAAGGCCUGUCUCAGCACCAGAGGCCAAGCCCCUCUCAGUCAUGGGAGGUCAGAGGUCAGAUAAGAACAAAACUCAACCUAGGACAGAGUCCUGGCUCUCAACUCUGACCACCCUCAGCUUCAGGGUAGGAGACUGGGAUCAGGGGUCUGCCUGCUCAGAUUUGAAUCCUUGCUGCACAGCUUGUGAGCUGUGUGGCCUUAGGCAAAUUACUUAACGUCUCUGAGUCUGUCUCCCCAUCAGAAAAUGGAGAUAGGAAUAGACAUGGUGAGAUGGCAUGUGCAAAGUGUGUGAAUACCGUGAGUCACAGGGCUCUGCUAGCAGCUAGGUCUACAUGGUAAUCAGUGUCACGUCCCUCGGCAAGCUCCGUUUUACUGUUUUCUUCACGUAUUUUACCUCAUGUGGUUAAAUGUCUGUGAAAUCACACCCAGUCUCAGGGGCUCAGAUGAUGCCUCCGAUGACGUGCUGGUCCAGCCAAGAAUACGAGGUGUGUGAGGCCCUAGACCCCAAGUUCCCCGAGGGCGUGACAUCUGUGUGUUGGUCACCUGGGAAUCCAGGGCAUGAGGUUCACAUCAUCCUGACCACCGCGGUGGGCGGCGUGGUUACCGGGGGAUCUGGCAGCACCACCAGCUCUUGCGGCAUCGCCACAACAGACCCCAACCAUUAGAGGGCCUGGUCCUUGUCACAACUGCCACCUGUUAGCUGUGUGACCGCCCACUGUGCUGACAGGCCCGUGAGGACUGGCUGUGGGCAGGUCAUGCCUUAGUGGCCCUGGGUGGGCAGCAUUAUGCCUCUUGUACACGUGAGGUCACAAGGGGUCACGGCAGGACCUGCUGUCUGCGACUGGAACCACGGCCUCCGAUAGUGGCGCUCACUGCCGUUUCUCCUCGCGGGACGUGGGGCACCCGGGAGUCUCCUUGGGGGGCGAGAAGGCAGGAGGGCUGCCGAGGGCCUGGCGCUUCCCUGCUGCCCGUGGGGAGGGUCCGUCUCUGGUGGCCUGGGACAGGGUCUGCUUCUGCUGGAAAGCUGUCUGAGCGAGUGCCCAACGUGGCCGCUGCAGAGGUGAGCAAGGAAAAUGGGCCCAGUGUCCGCCUAGUGCUACUGGAGGCCAGACGGGUGUCCACCUCACCUUCCUGUCUGCUGCCCUGAGUGGGGCUUCUGUGGGGACAGGGCUGUGGUUUUCCCCAGUGGUCGAAGGCAGCCGGCAUGGGGCAGCCCGUUCAGCUCUGGGGGAACAGGGUGAGAAGACCAGAGGGAGACGGGAUGCCCAGAACACUCUGGUCUCAAGUUAGCAAGCAGGGAAGGGCUGGGAGGUGACAGCAUGGAGGAGCCAGAUGUGGGCGGAGGGUGUGCCGGGUGUCACAGGAUUUUCAGUUUCUGAACUAUGGAGCUGACUAAUUUCUGGACUUUAUCCCCAAGAUCUCUGUUCAGAUGUUUUGAGUUUUCAUCCAUUUGCGUGUCUCCAGGAAAACCAACUCGGCAGUUUUGGGGUGCCCACCGUAGUGGGCCUGGCUCAGGAUGUAGCAGGGUGGACGGUGGGGCCCUCUGGAGUGGGAGAGGCUCGUCCACAUUUACUGAUCAUUGCUGGUUAAGCAAGGGUGUGAGCCAGUGGCUCCAGGCACUGAAACAGACAUUGGAUCUUGGGGUGCGAUUAUCUCCGUUCUCUCCAGGUGUCUUCUCAGACAGAUAAAGGGACAUUCACAGCUGCCCAGACCUCUCCCCACCUGGUGGACACUCUGUGGCCAUUCCCAGGGGUGGGAAGAGCUCAGUCUUUGGCGUUUGAGACUCAGAUUCGAACCCGGUUCCUCCGUGUGAGCUGGGAAAGUUAUUCAGUCCCUCUGAGCCUCUGUCUCUGUGUGGCACGUGCUUCCAGUUCUCUAGGGCAUGUGCUUCGGAGUGCAGUUGCCGGGUCAUAUGGUAAAUCUGCCUUUACCAUUUACCGCCAAACAGUUCUCCAAAGUGGCCACACCAUUUUGCAGUCCCUCCAGCAGUGUCUGAGGGCUCCAGUUUCUCCACAUCGUCGCCAACGCUUGUUAUUGUCAGUCUUUUGAAUUAUGGCCAUUCCAGUGGGUGUGAAGUAGUGUCUCAUUGUAGCUUCCAUUUUGUAUUUCCCUGAUGACCGUUGAGGUUGGUUGUCUUUUUAUGUGCUUUAUUAGCCAUACAGUGUCGUCUUUGGUGAAGUGUCUAUUUCAUUCUUUUGCCCAUUUUUAAAUGGGAUUAUUUGUCAUCCUAUUGAGUUGUCAGGGUUGUUAAUAUCAUCUGGACUCAGGUCUGUUGUUGGCAAUAUGAUGUGCAGGCAUCGCCUUCCAGUCUGUGCCUUGUGUUUUCUCUUAUUAAUGAUGUCUUUUGAAGUGCAAAGGUUUUUAAUGUUGAUGGUGCCAAGUGUAUCAAUUUCUUUUAUUGCUUGCACUUUUGGUGUUGUAUCUAAGAAAUCUUUGCCUAACCCAAGGGCAUGAAGAUACACUUAUGUUUCCUUCUAGGCAUCUGUAGUUUUAGACCUUACAUUAAGUUUGAUGAUCCAUUUCGAGUUAAUUUUUGUACGUGGUGUAUAAUUUUGUACAUGGUGAGAUUAGGAUCUAAAUUCGUCUUUUUUGCAUGUGGAAUAUCCAGCUGUCCAGCACCAUUUGUUAGGGGACAAAACAAGCAAACAAACAAUUCUUUCCCCCAUUGAAUUGCGGUGGCAUCUUUGUUGAAAAUCUCAAUCAUUGUGGUUCAUGCCCCCAACUUUCUCUCCCUCUCCUCUUGCUCAUCAUGGUGGUUGGCAGACUGGUAGAAUGUAAUGUUAGCCACUAUUCUAAGUGUAUAACUGCACAAUCAAAUUUACAAAAGCCAGCAGCAGGGUGACCAGCCGAGGUUGGUCAAAGGCGCUGUGGUCUGCCUGAGCAGCAGAGGCCUGUCUGCCACUCACCAGCUGUGUGAUCUGGGUCAAGUUUCUUAAUUGCUCUCUGCCUUAGUUUCCCCCCCUGUGAACCAGGGGUGAUAAUAGCUCCUUACCUCAAAGGUUGCUGUAAAAGAGAUGAGUAAAUACGUGUAAGGGCCUGCGGGGAGCCUGCACGGGUAACAUUAGCUGUUCCAUAGCUGACCCAGUGGUGUUUUCUGAUACUGUGAUUACCUUGGGCUCAAAGUGCUUGGCCUGGCUCCACACAGACUGAACUGGAAGAAGGGAGGUGGCAGUUGAGGGGUGCUCCACACGGACGGCCGCUGCCCACGAAGCAGCUCCUCCAGCCAUGGAUCUGGCUGCUGUUGACAUCAGCUGCAGAUGCCAGCAGACGUGACUCCACACUCUUGGUGUAAACACACCUCCUCCCCGGGAAGGCCUGGCAGAGCACAUGUCCCUUCCUGAUGCCAGAGGGUCCCCUUCUGAUAGUUUACAUGAGGAAGGAGUUGGGAAUCAUGAAAAAAGAAGUACCACCGGCUUAUCCUCCUCUCCGAUUGGUUUGCAUUGGGUUGUAGUAUCAAACAUGCACACACACGCACACUUGCUGCACACACAUACGUGCACACCUCCCCCUGCAACCCUCCCCACACACCCCUGCCUGGCAGGCUUCUCCUCCUCCACCCCUUCCUCCUUUCAUUUAUAAGGCGCUCUCCCUCCAGAGGGCAAAGCAUUUGCACCCGUCCCCCCCACCUGAACCCUAGCAUGUCUCCUAGGGUGGGGCUCUCAACCUCGGCCCUCCUGACAUCGGGGCUGGAUCCCUCUUCGUCAUGGGGCUGUCCUGUGUGCUCCAGGAUGUUGAGCAUCAUCCCUGGCCUCCACUCACUAGAUGCCAGUAGCACCACCUCCCUCCAGUAUGACAAUAAAAAAUGUCUCCAGACAUUGCCAUAUGUCCCCUGGGAAGCAAAACCACACCCUGUUGAAAACAGCUGCCCUACAGGAUCUUGUUAAAGGUGAGCAAGACAGAAAUCCGGGGACACAGUGGGCCUUCACGGGCAAGUGACGGGGGAGAGAGCUGGAGGGACACGUUGUAGAACUUAUCCAUUCAGAGCCCCACGUGCCUUGUCUCCAGGGGCUUGCUCACUCUCCUCGGGACGCUCUGAGCAGCACGUGUCCUGCCCUUGUAGGCUUGACUUGGAACAGCCGUGGCAUCUGUGGCUCCUCAGCCCCUGGUGCCCUUGAACCUCCGCUCUAGGCUCACACCAUCUUCCCUCCGAAGCUGUGUCUACAGAGGUCUCCAACAUGAAAAGAAACACACACAGAGCUGCUUGGCUGAGUCCUAGCCCUGACGAUGAAGCCUUGCUUUUGAGGCAGAAGCACAAAUUGCUACAAGUCAGAGAAAAAGGAGACCUUGCUCUGCAGAGAAGACAAGACCUCAAGUGGUGGAAAAGCCAGCAGCUCCAGCACUUGGCCGAGGAGUUGAGGACAGAGUGGCGGGGGCCCCAGCCAGCAGUCCGAGGUCUGGAGAGGCUGUAUUUCAUGCAUCUCUUAGGUUUGGGAGGAGGACAGGCUAAGGAUCAUGAACCUGACCUGGAGCUGCCAGCCCAGCGAGGAACAGCCCGGCCACAAAGGGCCAGGGAGAAGCACAGAGCAGCCGUCAGAGAAGAGAAGAGUUGCAAAGAAGAGCUGAUGAGACAGCAGCCCUGGCAUACCAGGCCUCAGAGGAGAGCAGCGGGUUUGGAGAAGCAGGGAGCGACCAAGGCUGUGGGCCCGACUCCUCCGCCCCCGAGCCCGCCCGAGAAGCAUAAGGGGAAACGAGCGCCUUCCACAAAGACCAGCGGUGGCCACCGUCCUGUGGACCCUUGAGUGAGCAAGGGCCUGGAUGUGGAAAAGCUCUUGGUUGUGGCAGGAAAGACCAAGGACCUGGAGGAAAGGGAGAAAGAAAUCACCCGGGAGGGGAGGAGGCAGCUGGGAAAGGGGUCGGCUCAUCUUGUUCAAGGCCUGAGAAACACCUCUCUGCAUCAGAGUCCCGAGGGCAGAGCGAGAGACCUGGAACAGCUGUGGCCAGUCAGCUCGACUUGCAGAAGGGGAGCUGCGCUGCAGGCAUCUCAGUGCGAGCGCGGUGACAAGAGCAAGUGGCAGAGAGAGCUCGAGUUUGCCUUCGAAGAGUUGUUUAACACAAACAGGAAGCUGAAAAAACACCUGAGCUUGUACCUUGAAGCUAGGCCCGGGAUGGAUCAGAACCCCAGUGAAGAACAGGGCUUCUCAGAGAGGCAAGAACGGGGAGGUGAGACCCAAUGAGAGAAGAAAACCCUAGAUGCAGAAAUGGAAAUGGUGCCUGCCCGGGAAUCCGCAAGUCCAGCGGAGGUGGACGCCCACCAGACACCGUCCAGAACCCGUUUGGAAAAGUUACUAAGCAAGCUUGAGAACCAAAAAUAUCGUCGGAUGGCCAAGCCCACAUUUCAGAAUGAGAGAAGGUGGUUGUCUCCUGAGGCAGGAACAUUUGUCAAUGAUGAGAACCCGCUCCUGCACAGCACGGAACCUGGACAAGAACUGCCCAGACCCGACACGCUGGACACAUGGCCUCACCCACAAGGACAGGCGGGCAGGAUCGGCUUGGUGGUGUCAAAGCAAAAGCAGAAAAUGGAGAUGGAAGCGAGAAGAGGAAAGCAGCUGGAAUUGAUUGAACAAGCUGAACCCCCGCAGAUGAGCUUGGAAGCCCACUCCCAGACAGAGCGUGAGGAUGAGAGACCGGAGCAGACAAGAGCUCGCCUGGCUCGUCUGCAGUCUUCCUCCCCUCGAGACCGGGAGGAGGGAGGAGGGUGUGGGCCCGAUGCUGCUUCCGCCUCGGCCGCCAGCACCACCGACGAUGACGGGCACAGUCAGAUGAUCUGUGACCUUCAGCAGCAAAUUUUAGAGCAGAACCAGUUGCACAAGCAGUUUCUUGAAGAAGCCAGGAAGCGCUUGCGAGAGUUUCAGAGAAUAUGAUAAAAGGGAAAGUCCCACCCGUGAUAAAUACAUCGCUGAUGACUGGGCGUUAUGCUGAACUGGUCCUUGAGUCUGUGAGAUCUGUCUUUGCGUCGUCUAUUGGGAAACUGAUAGGCCUCUUUAAAAUGGGUCAUCUAUCGUUCUGCCAUGCUUUGGAGCAAGUUCCUCUGCAGGAAUUGUACUAUUCUCUAAUCUUGCCUUUAAAACUAAGUCCUCUUCAGGAAGGCUUCUUAGCACAAAAACAGGAGCCCUUGUGGGAUGCAGUAAGUGGGUCUGGCCAGCAUAGCACAGAGGGGUCUCCCAGAGCCAAGGUGUUUUCAUGUGCACAAGCACAGAUGGAAACUCCAGGUAAAUUAAGCACUUCAGAUGUUUUAGCCAAAUAAACACUAGACUUUCGGGGCAUCCAAGGUCAGACAGGCACGGUGUCAAAAGAGACAUCGCUGUUGCUUAGCCACUGGCUGAGACAUAAAUGGAGAGAUUUAACAAAAACCUCUUCCAGUCUUUCAAACCAACAUCACUAAAUAGGACAUCACUUAGUAACACUCUUGUAGCUUUAAUAUUAGAAAGCAGGAGGGAGAGAGAGA